This is a messenger RNA of Ficedula albicollis (Collared flycatcher), 430 nucleotides long. RefSeq lists its product as uncharacterized. The transcript has 3 exons. NCBI's taxonomy places the organism in Eukaryota, Metazoa, Chordata, Aves, Passeriformes, Muscicapidae. The record is from RefSeq and is a predicted model, not a curated record. Bases 184 to 408 code for a protein of 74 amino acids.
ACAUGUGUUUGAAAAAGAAGCAAAUCUGAAAUCUGUAGACAAGAGAUUAGAAAGUCAAAUCACAGUUUGGAAGGUGGAAGGGCCGUGAGAGCCGAGCAGGAAGGUGGAUUAUCUGUGCAAGGAUGAGCGAGCGUUGCUAGAGAUGACCUGUGCUUCUCCAGCUGGAGCUGUCUGAAUGAAGCUAUGGGCUGUGCCUCCGCCAAGCAUGUGUCUACUGUUCAAAACGAAGAGGAAACUCAGAAGGGCAAGAACUACCAGAACGGAGAUGUGUUUGGGGAUGAGUAUAGGAUCAAACCAGUGGAAGAGGUCAAAUACAUGAAAAAUGGGGGAGAAGAUGAUCAGAAAAUAGCAGCCAGGAACCAAGAAAACUUGGUAAGGAUUGAACUUAUCACUUCUCUAAUGAACUAACUGCUUUUGUGAUGGAAUAUGC